Messenger RNA from Megalops cyprinoides (Indo-Pacific tarpon), 1968 nucleotides. Its product is annotated as proline-, glutamic acid- and leucine-rich protein 1-like. The coding region runs from base 95 to 1504 and encodes 469 amino acids. NCBI's taxonomy places the organism in Eukaryota, Metazoa, Chordata, Actinopteri, Elopiformes, Megalopidae. The record is from RefSeq and is a predicted model, not a curated record. The transcript has a single exon.
GGAGGAGAUCAAUGAAGAUGAAGAGGAGGAGGAGAGGGAGGAGGACAAAGAGAGGAAGGUCAGCAAGCCAGUGCAGGUGUCGGAUGAGAGCAGAAUGCCCCUCAUGGAUGAGUACUGUAGUGGGUCAGCAGAUGAGGCAGGCAGAGUUUGGUGGGCAGGCAAGUGGGACUCUGAGGAAGCAAGGUAUAGCCAGCAGGGCACAUCAGAGGUGAGCGUGCACACCAACAGAGAGGAGCUGUCAGCAGACUCAGCCAGCCUCCCUGUCAAUGAGGAAGAGGAGAAAGAGGAGAAAGAGCAAGGGUUUGACAUGGACAUGAGUUUGGGGCAGAUGGAUCAGCUCUGCAGAGUGGGGCAGGAGGAAGAGGAGGAUGAUGAAGAUGUAGAGAUGGUCAUGACAGCAAGCUACAGGAAUGCCAGCAAGGAUGACCUUACCGAGGACUGGCUGAGCAGCCCCAAUGCUGUCCUAGUGCCCCCAGUCCCACUUGCCAGGCCCUGGGGGCAGACCAGCCCCCUGGUGGACCCAUGGGCAGAGCCCACUGGUCUCACGCCACACCACUGGGCUGUUGAUCCUGUAGCAGCUGUACCUCCUGCACAGGCUUGGCUGAAGUUUAGUUCCACCUCCCUCCGCCCUGAGGCUGAGGAGUUUUACCCACAGUACACUGCCCCCACAUGGUCCCCUGACCCCCUUGCCCCUCUGGCACUGAACAUGUGCAGCACGCUGAGUGGGCCUGAGCCGGCGGUGCACAACAGCAGCAAGACCAGCUCACCGGAGGAGCUGCUGGACUUUGACAGCAGCUCAGGGGUGGAGUCACAGUCCGUGGAGAAACAGCGCACUCCCCUGCCCCCGCUGCAGGCUGACGUGGAGCCGGACCUUGGCAUCCACCUGGAGCAGGGUGACGAAGAGGAAGAGGCCAAGACCCUGCCUGCCGACAAGGUCCUGGGAGGACCCCCUACUGCCCCCAUGUCUGCCCCCUCCUCACCCUCCGCCUGCGACAAGGCCAGUGACGCAGAGGGCAAAACGUGGGCAGGUGACCAGCGUGGGUACAGAUUCACCAACCUUGAGGAAGCUGAGGAGGAUGGGAGCAAGCCCCAGUCAGCCAAUUUGGCCAAGUCCUACGCCGUCGACUCCAACGCCCUCUCCAUCACUGAGAGCUGCGUCCAGAGCCCUGGGAUCUUCUCCCUGGAGAACGAGGACAAUCUGCCCGAGGAGGCCAAGAACUCUUCCCUCAUCUGUGAACUCACCCUACUGGGCGGAGCUACCAACACCCCGCCAGGUUCCCAGGUCAAUUUGCUCCCCCUAGACCUGUCCAAUGCCCCAGAGCCCCAGUACAUGCUCUGUGGGAAGCCGGGGGCAGAGCUGGCUUCCCCUGGUGCCAGGGGUGGGGCCGCACAACUGGAGGCUGGUCUGCUGCUCUCCCCCCAUGGAGAGGGCCCAGAAGCUCAGCCGCUGUACUACUCCGCCAUUUGCGAUAACACUGAUAGCGUGCUGGCAGGUAACGUAUAGUCCUGCCCCUGUCAAAUGCACCUGCCCUUGUCUGCAUGCUGGGUGUCCUGUCUAGCAGGGGUAGAUUUUAGGAAGCAGGAAGACUGAAUAUAGAGGUGAAGCCACUCCAUGGAGGGAGAUAAGGAGGGGGAAACUCUAGGUGUAUCAGAGCCAGGGCCUCUGUCAUUUUACUAGUGCAUCAUGAAUAAGUAUAUGGCUUAAAUUGCUGUAUGUACAAUAGCUACUACUGUUUGCCAUUAGAAUGUCUUUUUUAAUUUUAACACUGUGUGUACCCAACAUCCAAAACAGACAGACCAUUCCCAAUACAGACAUGGAAUGACUGGUCUCUUAAAGCUCUUAAAAAAAGAAAAAAUAAUGAAUUCUUACCUUUGUGUUUUUAUCCUACUGUUUUUACCUAACAUUGUUACUUUUUUGUAUGUUUUUUUUUGUGUUGUCAUUGACUCGUGAAACCCUUGUCCCCUCCA